Molecule: messenger RNA, 668 nt
Organism: Diuraphis noxia (Russian wheat aphid)
Lineage: Eukaryota; Metazoa; Arthropoda; Insecta; Hemiptera; Aphididae
Gene: Tomosyn
Product: syntaxin-binding protein tomosyn
Biological process (GO): Golgi to plasma membrane transport; exocytosis
Cellular component (GO): cytoplasm; plasma membrane; SNARE complex
Molecular function (GO): syntaxin binding; myosin II binding; GTPase activator activity
Source: RefSeq, a predicted model, not a curated record
UCGGCGAGUCUACCAGCGGUAAAGCACCAAAACUCGUCGCCAAACUUGUACCCGGACCGUCAGCCCAAUUGGACGCGCUGGGAAACCGGGCGAGUACGGCGGCCAGCGAGAUAUCGAGAGCCCAUCAAUUGGCCGUGGAACGUGGCGAAAAGCUCAGCAAUUUGGAGGACCGCACCGCCAGGAUGAUGAACGAAGCCGAACAGUUUUCCUCCAACGCCCGAGAGCUGAUGAUGAAGAACAGGGACAAACGAUGGUAUCAACUGUAGACCGGCCGAUUUCAUUUUKUUUCUCUCUCUCUCUUCCUCAGUAUAUGUAUUCUCUCCACGUCCUUUCUCUAUCUAUAUCUUCUGUUCUCUCUACAUAUGCCUCUAUCUUACACAAAUAUACACACAACGUGUAAAAAAAGUCACCCAAACAAAAAAAUCGUACUUAAGGAUCUUCCAAGCAAAAAUUUCUCUGUUAACAGAUUUCUCUUUAAAAAUAUAAAUACAAUUUCGCUAAAUAUUCAUAAAAUAUUGUUGACAUCUAAGUAAACGUAAUUAUAGACAGUGAUUUAAUAUUAACGUGGUUGAACAUAGUCUAAUAUAGGUACUGCCUAUAUAUAUAUAUAUAGGUAGUAAUGUAGUAUGUACAUAAAUAAAUGUAUAUUAUUAUAUUACACGAUUCAU